Molecule: messenger RNA, 2301 nt
Organism: Coffea eugenioides
Lineage: Eukaryota; Viridiplantae; Streptophyta; Magnoliopsida; Gentianales; Rubiaceae
Exons: 4
Coding region: 1-2301 (766 amino acids)
Biological process (GO): DNA integration
Molecular function (GO): RNA-DNA hybrid ribonuclease activity; nucleic acid binding
Source: RefSeq, a predicted model, not a curated record
AUGGAACAUGAGAUCCUCUGCUUCUUGGAUGCCUUCAAAGGGUAUCAUCAAAUAGGAAUGAGUGAGGAGGACCAAGAGAAAACGGCAUUCUACACCGACCAAGGUGUCUACUGCUAUACCACCAUGCCGUUCGGGCUAAAAAACGCCGGGGCGACCUAUCAAAGGUUGAUCAACCGCCUCUUCAAGGAUCAGAUCGGCCGAAAUGUGGAAGCUUAUGUGGACGAUAUCCUUGUCAAAAGCUUAACCACUUCGGCCUUCUUAUCAGAUGUAAGGGAGGUUUUCGGCGUUCUGCGGGACUCAAAGAUGAAGUUAAAUCCCAAGAAGUGUGUCUUCGGUGUCACCUCAGGAAAAUUUUUGGGGUACCUGGUUUCCCACCGGGGAAUCGAAGCUAACCCCGACAAAGUCACGGCCAUCCAGGACAUGUCCCCACCUCGGAACCUCCGAAAAGCUGCCUUCGACAAGCUGAAGCAGUACUUGCACCACCUACCCACCCUCGCUUCACCUCGGCCCGAGGAGAAGCUGUACCUCUACCUCUCCGCAGUGGACGAGACUGUCAGCGCUGUGCUCAUCCGGGAUGAGGGCACUCAAGUGCCAGUCUACUAUCCUCUCCGACAGAUACUGGUGCGGCCCGAGGCCUCCGGGCGCCUCACUAAGUGGGCCGUUGAGUUGGGGGAGUACGACCUGUCGUAUGAGCCGCGCACCGCCAUAAAAACUCAAAUCUUAGCCGACUUCUUGGCCGAGCUCACCUUCACGGAAGGUCGGGAGUCCACCUCCGCCCUAGCCGAAGUGUCCACCCCACGCCUGUGGAUGUUGUAUGUGGACGGAUCCUCUAAUGGGGAUAGGAGUGGAGCAGGACUACUCCUGAAGGGCCCCCAGGGAGAAGUGUGCUCGUAUGCCCUCCGCUUUGAUUUCCCGGCCACCAACAAUGAAGCCGAAUAUGAAGCCUUGAUCGCGGGACUCCAGCUAGCCCGCAGGCUUGGUGCACAGCGGAUUCACGUCCGCAGCGACUCCCAACUUGUAAUAUGCCAAGUUCUUGGUGAAUAUGAGCCCAAGGAUGAGACCAUGCGACGGUAUCUAUCCAAAGUCCACCAACUCACCGCGUACUUCGAGUCUUUCGAAAUCCAAAGAAUCCCCCGUUCCCAGAAUAGGCGGGCUGACGCCUUAUCCCGACUGGCUUCCACCUCAUUUUCGGAUCUCAACAAGAUCGUUUUAGUGGAGGUGCUGAGCGAGCCGGGAUACAUGGAAGAGGUGGUCUGCCCUGUAAACACAGGAGACGCAUGGAUGAGCCCAUUUAUCCUUUUCUUAAGGGAGGGGAUACUCACCGAAGACCGAGCCGAGGCGAGAAAGAUACAACGCAAAUCUGCUCGGUACUCGCUCCGCGAUGGAGAACUGUAUAAACGCUCAUACCUUGGCCCAUGGCUGAGGUGCAUUACACCCGAGGCAGGACGCCAGGUCCUCCAUGAGAUACACGAAGGCCUAUGUGGGGCCCACGUCGGCCACAGGAUGUUAGCUAGGAAGACCUUACUUCUUGGGUAUUUCUGGCCCUCCGUUCGACAAGAUACCCAAAAUCUUGUUCUCAGCUGCCCAUCCUGCCAAGUCCACGCUCCUGAGCUUCACCAACCCUCGAACUUCAUGAUAAUCAUCUCGGACAAUGGGAGACAGUUUGCCGAGAACCCAUUUAAGUCUUGGUGCGAGAACCUCGGCAUCAAACAACACUUCACUUCGGUAGGCCACCCUCAGGUCAAUGGUCAGGCAGAAAAUUUUAACCGAACUCUCUUGCAUGGCCUCAAGACCCGACUACACCGAGUUGGAUCAUCUUGGGUGGAGGAACUCCCCAGUGUUCUGUGGUCAUAUCGGACCACGCCGAGGUCAUCCAUGCAAGAGACCCCCUUCUCCUUGACCUAUGGAGCCGAGGCUGUCAUCCCUGCUGAGAUCCUCACACCCAAUCCUCGGCUGACAGCCUAUGUAGCCGAGGUGAACGGAGAAGAGAGACAGUUAGAUCUCGACCUCAUCGACGAGAAAAGAGACCUUGCCUCAACUCGGAUAGUUUCCUACAAGAACACUCUAACCCACUACUACAAUGCCCGCGUCAAACAUCGGCGAUUCCUGUCAGGGGACUUGGUGCUUAGAAAAAACUCGGUCAGCCGAGCUGAACCGCAAGGGAAAUUUGGCCCGAAAUGGGAAGGCCCUUACCGAGUUGUGGAAUCUAACCUUAAUGGGUAUUGUAAAUUGAGUUACCGAAAUGGCUCUCUAGUGCCGAGGACUUGGCACGCCGAGAACCUUAGACUGUAUUAUGCUUGA